Messenger RNA from Lagenorhynchus albirostris (white-beaked dolphin), 576 nucleotides. RefSeq names its product CMT1A duplicated region transcript 4 (gene CDRT4). The transcript has 2 exons. Bases 49 to 576 code for a protein of 175 amino acids. Lineage: Eukaryota; Metazoa; Chordata; Mammalia; Artiodactyla; Delphinidae. The record is from RefSeq and is a predicted model, not a curated record.
CUUCCUCAAACUGUUUUUCCAGAAACCUUGUGAAAUGAGCCACGUGAAAUGAGCCACGCCAGGGACUUUCAGAAGCUUCCAUGCGGGAGAAGUGGGAACCAGAGGCGAUCAAAACGAGAACUGACAGAAAACAUCGGGCUUCCUGUGAAUCUGCUUGAGAAACAUGACCUGUGGCCCGCCUAUGUCACGUACACAUCCCCGCUGGUGAAAAGACUGAUUGAGAAAAGCAAAGCCAGAGACGUGGAACGCUUGCAAACGGCCGAGGAGAGCCGGCCGACAUGCAGGCAGAGAAAGCCUCCCAGCGUCAUCCAGCUGGAAAGGAGAAAGUCCUUCACGUCCUUAGGCAACAUGAUGUUCAAGGACGUGGGGUCAGAGACCACGCUCUCGGCGUGGGGCUCUUUCUCCAUGUCGGACACGGGUCCCCCCGUGGUUCCAGAGCGCACCCGCUUCCACGCGGAUGCUAGGGCAAGUCCCACCGCCGACUACAACAAGAUCAUCUUCUCCCGGAAGCCGAGGAUGAGGGUGCUUCCGUACCGCUCACUGCUGGCCGGCGAGGAGAAACACCCCGACGUUUAA